AAACAUUUUAUGCCUGAUUUAUACAUAACAUACUAGGUAUCAUAAACAUAUGGGUACGAUUGGUACCUACUCAACAAUUUAGACGCUGUUAAAUUGGAAUUUCUUAAACAGUAAAAAAUUAAGACGUGCUUAAAUUUAUGUUGUUAUCUAUAGAAACGGUUUCAUAUGACCUUUUUCACAUAUCCGAAUAUUCGUCGAAAAUAAUGUCAAUGGCCGAACCCGGGUGUAGGAAUCACAUGAUAUUUUGCCAGGAUCCUGACGUCACAGUAGUCAAGUUUGGACAUGCCGUCGAAAGUAAGGUGUUUGUGGUGACAACCGCAUCCAGUUGGCAGAUUCGAGAGUUUUUAGGCGGUCGAAUCGCCCAGAAAGUUUUGAACUUAUUGGUAGCCGCCACCGGUCAAGCUCUGCAGGAAUCGAAUACAAAUAAAGUUGCUGAUAUAAAAUUGUAUACACAUGAUGUAUACGUGGACGGCUUGGGAAGUAGUGUCCAAAAGAUACUGACCACGUGGAAAGAAAACAGGUUAACGAGACCGGAAGUUAACCUUUACCCUGCCAAGUUGGUUCACGGGUUUCAAGGACAUCGGUUUGUCGUGUCUGCAAUCGACAAACCACCGUUGGUAUUCCGCAGUUCACAUAUAAAAAAGGACGAAACUUACAAUAAAAAAAGCGCUUCUUGGGAUGGUGUCGAAAUAAGAUUAUUACGGUUGAUUUCUCAAAUAUUGAAUUUCACGUUGGACAUACAUGAUGCUAGUACGACUAAAAAUAGGGACGAAGCCGAAGAUCGUAUAAUAGGGGAUCUAAUCGACUCAAAGGCUGAUCUCGGGGUGGCCGGAUUGUACAUCACUAGCGAUCGUUAUCCAAACGUGGACUUCUCGCCGGUGAUCGCACAAGACUGCGGAGCGUUUCUCUCGUUAGGAUCUUACGCCUUGUCUAAGUAUAGAGCAAUAUUCGGCCCUUUCCAUUGGAGUAUUUGGGUGAUGGUGGUGUUUACUUAUGUAGCGGCAAUAUUUCCAAUAGCGUUCACAAACAACCGCAGCGUGAAGACACUCUGCAAGAGUCCCAAACAGUUGGAAAGUAUGUGCUGUUACAUGUUCGGUACUUAUACAAAUUUAUUCACAUUCAAAGGGAUCAAAUCCUGGACAAACACGAAAACCGGGUCCACUAGACUUUUUAUAGGAACUUACUGGAUAUUUACCAUUAUCAUCACCACGGCGUACACUAGCUCCAUCAUAGCGUUCAUAACUUUACCAGCUCAACCAAUGACAGUGGACACGUCAUAUGAGCUUGUAGACGAAAAUUAUAAAAUUAUUACACUUGAAAAGGGUGGCUGGCAAAACUAUUUUAGCGUUACCAACGACGUUGUAUCACAAAAAUUAUUCAAGAACGUAAAGCUCGUGAACAACACAGAAGACGCUAUGGACUACAUUGUCAAGACUAGGUUCAUAUUGGACUACGCGUUUUUCGGCUCCAAGAUUUCGCUCACUUACCUAUCUCAGAGCAGCUAUGUACAAAAGUACAAUAACCGAAAGAUAUUCUUUCACGUCGGGUCCGAGUGUUAUGUUCCGUUUAACGUGGGCUUGGCGUACAAAAAGAAUUUCGUUUUCCGAAACGUUCUUAGCGAUUUUAUAUUGCGGGCCCAGCAAAGCGGAUUGCUGUAUAAAAUCGUCAGGGACAUAGACUGGGAAAUCAUUCAGGGGUCUGAAUCAAAACAAACUUUAUUGUACAAAGUAAAACCGGAAGACCGUCAGUUGACGUUAGACGACGUACAAGGCAUGUUCGUUCUGUUGGGUGGCGGAAUAUUUUUGGCUGUCGGUAUACUGCUGGCCGAAAACGUGCAACGGUGGUGGAUCAAAAGAAAAAAAGCUCAAAUCGUAUAUCCCGAAAAUGUUUUUAAAAAAAAACGUUCACAAUCCUUAUUUCCUACAAUAGGAAUCAACAUCACGCCCCCGGUAGACCUGUUUAGACCGUUAUCUACGAACAACUGA
Adelges cooleyi (spruce gall adelgid) is the source of this 1985-nucleotide messenger RNA. It is a transcript of the gene Ir21a, whose product is annotated as ionotropic receptor 21a. The record is from RefSeq and is a predicted model, not a curated record. Gene Ontology annotation, molecular function: glutamate-gated receptor activity. Gene Ontology annotation, cellular component: membrane. NCBI's taxonomy places the organism in Eukaryota, Metazoa, Arthropoda, Insecta, Hemiptera, Adelgidae. The transcript is spliced from 10 exons. Bases 138 to 1985 code for a protein of 615 amino acids.